AUGUAUGAUCAUCGUCCCGACAUUGACGCCAUCCAGACUUCUCUGCGAAUUCUCAAUGUAGCCAAAUCGGUCUAUCCGGCAAUCACCCUCGCUCUGUUUGUUCUCACUUUUGUCGUCUACGGCAUCAGGACCGCGCCAGACGAUGGAGGAAAGGUUCAAAUCCAUGCCAUGCUCGGCCCCGGCGGCAGACCUUUACCAACCCGCCGGAAAUCCGCCAAUCAAAUCAAAGCCGCUGCCGCCGUCAAGGAUUUCCCCCCGGGCACCAAAACAUUUCUCAGGCUCUUUCAAGCUGCUGUUGUUCUCACCUUCCUGAUCAAUGCGGCCAUUGCCAUUUUCCAAAUCUUGUUGAAUAGGAAGGAUGACUGGUGGCCGGGUCAAAGCGCUGUGAUCUUCAUUGUCGCUUCGAGCUUUGUAUGGUCCGUCGUACUGAUAUCCAUGAUCGAUCAAAAACCAUCACCCACUCCCGCUCAUUUCGUGACCUGGCUGGUCGCUCUUCCUCUCGAGGUCCUCAUCGUCGUCACAAGCCUUGACAUCUAUACCGUGCCCCACCAUGAGCCACGCGUUGGUGAUCAACAAGGCGGGCGACUAGUCAACGCAAUCACUGGCUGGGAGACUGUCGAAGUCAUUGUAGAUUUGAUUCGCAUCAUUCUACUCUUGGGUCUUGCCAUCAUCUUCAUUACCGUCAAGAUCAAUCUUCGACGAACAAAGGACUCCGACAGUGCCGACGAUGAGACAACCCCACUGCUCAAUGGAAAUGCCGACACCAGACCGACAUCGAACGGUCAUGCUGCGGCCGGCGCUCCGCCCGCGCCAACAUCAGAUUCUAAGGAACACGUGGAUGCCUGGGCGAAACCAACCGAAGCUCCCAACAUCAACUGGUAUGCCUACAUUCGGGGCUUUGUACUACUGAUCCCCUACCUUUGGCCUAAGAAAUCCGUCAAGCUACAAUUAUUGGCAGGCACCUGUUUCCUCAUCAUGAUUUCUCAAAGAGUUAUCAAUGUCUUCGUCCCUGUAAUGGUCGGGAACAUCACCGACGCCUUGUCGGGUGAUGAUGGCAGAGGCGUCAGAGCUCCUUGGCUCGAAAUUUCUUUGUAUAUUCUCUUCAGAUGGCUCCAGGGUUCUCAGGGCAUUCUGACCGCGUUGAGGUCCAUUUUGUGGAUCCCGGUCGAACAGUAUUCAUACCGGGCAAUCUCAACCGCGGCUUUUGAGCAUGUCCAUGGCCUCAGCGCAGAAUUCCACACUGGAAAGCGUACGGGCGAAUUAAUUUCCGCUCUCAACAAGGGAAGCUCCAUCAAUUCCUUCCUUGAAAUGGUCACGUUCCAGGUGGGCCCCAUGAUCUUCGACCUGGUCAUUGCCAUCGUCGUUCUGACUGUCAAGUUCGACGUGUACUUGGGCCUCGUUGUCUCCAUCACCACUUUUCUUUAUAUAUACGUUACGAUCCGCCUGGCGUCAUGGCGAGUCACUCUAAGACGGAAUUUCGUUGCCGCUGAUCGAGAAAUGGAAGCGGUCAAGAACGAUUCGCUGCAUUCCUGGGAUACCGUCAAAUAUUUCAACGCUGAAGAGUACGAAUUUGGUCGCUACAAAAGCGCCAUCAGGACGAUGCAAAAGUUCGAGUACUGGGUCGAUGUUACAUUAUCCUACAUGAACACCGUCCAGGGUGCCCUCUUUAUGGUUGCAUUGCUAGUGGCAUGCUUCAUCGAGGCUUUUGAGGUUGCACAAGGCGAUCAAUCCGUAGGCAAGUUUGUUCUGCUAAUCACAUACAUGGCACAACUCCAAGGUCCUCUCAAUUAUUUUGGCACCUUCUACCGUGCCAUUCAGAACAAUCUUAUCAACGCUGAACGGAUGUUGGAACUGUUCAAAGAACAGCCUCAUGUGGUCGAUCGUGAAGACGCAGAGAUCAUGGACGACUGUGAUGGUGACAUUGUCUUCGACAACGUGUCCUUCAGCUAUGAUAAGCGAAGACCAGCUUUGAAUCGACUUAGCUUUCGAUGCCCGCCAGGCUCAACGACAGCGCUGGUCGGUGAAUCCGGGGGCGGGAAGAGCACCGUGAUGAGACUUAUUUUCCGCUACUACAAUCCCGAGUCGGGUCAGAUCAGGGUUGACGGCAAGGACGUCCAGAAUAUUACUAUCGAUUCCCUCCGAAAGUUUAUCGGAGUAGUCCCCCAAGACUGCAACAUGUUCAAUGAAUCGAUCAUGUACAAUCUUCGCUACGCAAAUCAAAACGCCACAGAUGAAGACAUCUUUAAUGCGUGUAGGGCAGCUUCAAUCCAUGACCGCAUCAUGGAGUUUUCUGAUGGAUACGACACCAAAGUCGGUGAGAGGGGUGUGCGACUGUCCGGAGGAGAGCGCCAGCGCGUUGCGAUUGCAAGGACCAUUCUCAAGAACCCGAGAAUCACCAUGCUUGAUGAAGCAACGGCUGCUUUAGAUACGGAAACCGAGGAGAAGAUCCAAAAGUCCUUCCAAACCCUCGCUGAAGGACGUACCAUGGUUAUUAUCGCCCAUCGCCUAAGUACCAUCGUCGGAGCCGAUCAAAUCCUUGUGCUGAACCAUGGCACUGUCGUGGAAAGCGGCACCCAUGACGAAUUGAUUGCUCUUGGACAAAAAUAUGCCAGCAUGUGGCGGAAGCAAUCACGAGCACAGAAGGCUGCCGCAGAGGCUGCAGAAUUGAGAACUCGGGCUAAAAGGGCUCUAGAGGAGGCUGAGGCUGAUAGUGCCAGCGUUAGCGAAGAAGAAAUCGAACAGGCAAAGCGGCUCGAACAGACUAAGCGGCAAGAACAGGGUCAUGCCAAGACUCACAAACGGGUGAACUUUUCUCAAAGCAGUAAUUUGAGGAAUUGGUUGGUGGAUGAACAUGACCAUGAUCACGACAUGGACUCGAGGUCAGAUACCUCUCAAGCUGGUGGUCGCGGUGCUCAUGGUUAUCCUAGCAAGCCUCCAGGCCACCCAUGA
Molecule: messenger RNA, 2949 nt
Organism: Exophiala aquamarina CBS 119918
Lineage: Eukaryota; Fungi; Ascomycota; Eurotiomycetes; Chaetothyriales; Herpotrichiellaceae
Exons: 2
Coding region: 1-2949 (982 amino acids)
Biological process (GO): transmembrane transport
Cellular component (GO): membrane
Molecular function (GO): ABC-type transporter activity; ATP hydrolysis activity; ATP binding
Source: RefSeq, a predicted model, not a curated record